This is a messenger RNA of Pecten maximus, 2041 nucleotides long. RefSeq names its product autism susceptibility gene 2 protein-like. The transcript is spliced from 11 exons. Lineage: Eukaryota; Metazoa; Mollusca; Bivalvia; Pectinida; Pectinidae. The record is from RefSeq and is a predicted model, not a curated record. Bases 193 to 2013 code for a protein of 606 amino acids.
CCAUAUUGUAUGCUCCGCCAUUUCAAACACGGCGGCCUGUGUACAUAUCGAGCUCCGAGUUUUCCGUGGAUUCUUACCUUCAGAAGCCUACAUUGUUCUCCAGGAUUACUUAUAGUUAGUGUUCAUUAUCUAAAGUGUGCAAUGCGGGUUUAAUAUUUGUGUAUCAGGUCCUGUUGAAUUGUGGAGAUUUCGAUGGAGACCGCGGUCGAGACCAAGAAACACCAGCGAUUCACGAAACGCCGGGAGAGGAAGACUACCGCGGACGCUAGUGGAGAUGAAAUGGACGAUUCGCCGUCUCGGCCGAGCAAAGACAAACGCUCGAAGCCCAGGCGGAAGAAACACAAUACAAUAUGUGAAGAAGAUAUUAUAGAUGGAUUUGCAAUUAUAAGUUUCAAAACCUUCGAGGAUCUUGAGAAUGCUGUGAAGAACUCUAUGAACCUCAAAUCCAACGACAAGAAAGACAUGUGUAACUCGCAGAACAAAGAACGAGACAAAGAGAAAAACAAUCGUGUAAAGAAGAAACGAGAAAAAAAAUCACAGAAAAUCAGUCCACAUUCUCCAACAUUGCCAGGCAACCCCUUUGACGACCCAUUGGGCAGUCCACGUAGUGACCAGACCGAGAUCCUAGACCACAACGGUCCAGACCAGACCUCACAGGACGUGCUUAGUGAUGCAAGUUCACAUUCCAGUUCAGGCCGCGGAUAUUUAUGUGACAGCGAAAGCGGGGACGAUCGGGCUUCUGAUGCCAGCUCGGAUAUCUUCACCACUGUCAAUACUGUAAACCGCAGUCGAGAAUGUAUAGUGACCAACAACACAAGCACACACACAGCAUGCAGCAGCCCGUGUCCUGUGGGGGUCACUACGACCCCUUCCCUCAGUAGUCCUGCCACGACUGCCACCACUACCGCUGCUACUACCACCACCAGUGCAUUAACAGUCUCCGCCACCACCACCUGUGGUACCAAUACCACUUCCUGUAGCCCCGCAUCUGCGGCGGCUCCAAUCACCACACCGUCUGUGAUAUCUAGUGUGCCACGUACAGUGCCACCUGCAGCACUUCCUGCCAAACGUCCGCCUCUAACUCCAUCAUCACCAACAACCCCACAUCCCGCUCUGACAGCAGCUCGACCGCCAAGCAGGACCACGCAAGUCCACAACCGAGACAACAGGAAGAGCAGUUCCCCCUUACCCCCGCCUCGGCCCCUGGCUAGCAAGAGGGAGGAAUACCGUGAGAAAGACCCACAACUUCCUCCAAGUCUGCCAUUCUCAAAGUCCAGGACCAGUGUAACAAACUCUGGCCAUCCCCUAUAUAGUCCACAGAUCUCGCCAAGUUCGAGUCUACCCCCUUAUCCUUUACAUUCCACCCCCAACCACACGCCAACAUUUCCUCCCCACCACCCUCCACUGCCCCCUCACCCCCCCUCCGCCCACACCCCCGGGCAUCCGCCCCACAGCAUGUUUGCGCCCCCACUGCCUCCAGGACCAGCCGCGGCUUCUUUGACAUCCGGCGCGUUGAGCGGGGCUACUCCAGCUAGUCUGUCAUCUCACUCACCCAGUGAUUCUAUGUCCUAUGCCAAUCAGGAGAUUUUACGAGAAGAGCUGAAUCGUCGCUUCCUUGCCACACAGGAUCGUCCUGUACCGUCUAUAGGCGGGUCUCACCCUUUCAUUCGCUCAGACGUCCAUCAACAUCAGCAUCAACAUAUGCAUCAGCAUCAACAUACCCACCAACACAUGUAUCCUGUACCUUUCCCUGGCUCCCUGGGCCCACCACCGGCCCCUUUACUGUAUGAAAAGGUGCCCAAGUUAGACUCAACAUUUUACCGGCCCCAGAUACCUGGGCUUCCGGCCUACCCUACGGGUAUGUCUCCACUCAUGCCUCCAGCUGGUCCUGGACCACUGAACUCCGGACUCAACUCGGGGAAUACCAGGGGCAUUCCAACCAAAACGUGUAUCGUCAAGCCUGCACCCAGCCCAGAUGAUGCUAGCAUCUCUUCGAGACCGAGACAAGGCUAACCCCACCCCAGGGGGAGCUCUGCCUGCC